Molecule: messenger RNA, 1368 nt
Organism: Limanda limanda (common dab)
Lineage: Eukaryota; Metazoa; Chordata; Actinopteri; Pleuronectiformes; Pleuronectidae
Gene: glra2
Product: glycine receptor, alpha 2
Exons: 9
Coding region: 1-1368 (455 amino acids)
Biological process (GO): chemical synaptic transmission; nervous system process; regulation of membrane potential
Cellular component (GO): neuron projection; synapse; plasma membrane
Molecular function (GO): glycine binding; chloride channel activity; transmitter-gated monoatomic ion channel activity
Source: RefSeq, a predicted model, not a curated record
AUGGGGAAACCUCCAGGAAUGAAUCGCUCCUUCGUCAAGGUUUUGGUAGCUUUAUUGACAUACUUCAUGGAGACAAACAACUUCAGAGUUGUGGAUGCCAAGGAGUACGAUUCCAGAUCAUCCUCCAACAUGUCUCCAUCAGACUUUCUGGACUCACUCAUGGGUCGCACGUCCGGGUAUGAUGCACGAAUACGACCGAAUUUUAAAGGUCCACCCGUUAAUGUUACCUGCAACAUAUUUAUCAACAGCUUUGGUUCUAUAGCAGAAACUACUAUGGAUUACAGGGUGAACAUCUUCUUGCGGCAGAAGUGGAAUGACCCUCGGCUGGCGUACAGCAAAUACCCGGACUCCUCCCUUGACCUGGACCCGUCCAUGUUGGACUCCAUAUGGAAGCCCGACCUCUUCUUUGCCAACGAGAAAGGAGCCAACUUCCACGACGUCACCACCGACAACAAGCUGCUGCGGAUCUUCAAGGAUGGGACGGUCCUCUACAGCAUCAGGUUGACUCUCAUCCUCUCCUGCCCGAUGGAUCUGAAGAACUUCCCGAUGGACGUCCAAACUUGUACGAUGCAGCUGGAAAGUUUUGGCUACACCAUGAACGACCUGGUGUUCGAGUGGGAGGCGGACGGUGCAGUGCAGGUGUCAGUGGGGCUCACCCUGCCUCAGUUCAUUAUGAGGGAGGAGCAGGAGCUGGGCUACUGCACCAAACACUACAACACUGGUAAAUUCACCUGUAUCGAAGUGAAAUUCCACCUGGAGCGUCAGAUGGGCUACUACCUGAUCCAGAUGUACAUCCCCUCUCUCCUGAUCGUCAUCCUCUCCUGGGUGUCCUUCUGGAUCAACAUGGACGCUGCUCCUGCCCGAGUGGCCCUGGGCAUCACCACUGUGCUUACCAUGACAACCCAAAGCUCCGGCUCCAGAGCUUCUCUUCCAAAGGUUUCUUACGUGAAAGCCAUCGAUAUCUGGAUGGCUGUGUGUCUGCUCUUUGUAUUUGCUGCAUUGCUGGAAUAUGCCGGGGUUAAUUUUGUCUCCAGGCAACAGAAGGAGUUCCUUCGGCUGAGGCGAAGACAAAGGAGGAAUCAAAAGGAUGAGGACAUGCGUGAGGGCCGCUUUAAUUUCGCUGGCUACAACAUGAGCCAGUGUCUGCCAACAAAGGACGGCUCAGCUGUUAAGAAUGUCGCUCCGGCCCCGAACCCCCAACCGCCCGUCCCGAAGGACAUAGACACCAUAAGGAAGAAGUUUGUGGACAGAGCCAAGAGGAUAGACACGAUCUCCAGGGCCGCGUUUCCUCUGGCCUUCCUCAUCUUCAACGUCUUCUACUGGGUCACCUACAAGAUCAUCAGAUAUGAGGGCAUCGACAAGAAGUAA